This is a messenger RNA of Vombatus ursinus (common wombat), 2482 nucleotides long. RefSeq names its product potassium voltage-gated channel subfamily C member 1-like. Gene Ontology annotation, molecular function: protein binding; delayed rectifier potassium channel activity. The record is from RefSeq and is a predicted model, not a curated record. Gene Ontology annotation, cellular component: neuronal cell body membrane; dendrite membrane; voltage-gated potassium channel complex. The coding region runs from base 382 to 1692 and encodes 436 amino acids. Gene Ontology annotation, biological process: protein homooligomerization; potassium ion transmembrane transport. Lineage: Eukaryota; Metazoa; Chordata; Mammalia; Diprotodontia; Vombatidae. The transcript has 4 exons.
GAGAAGCUGGCCCCGGGCUGGCCAUCCUCUGCUUCCCCACCAGGGGCGGGGGUGAAGUCUGCAAACCUAAUGAGGGGGAGAACCCAUGUAGCCCCUGCAUCUGCAGCCACCAGAGGCCCUGGGCUCAUUCCUGCCUGGACACACCAAGAGAAGACAGCUCCAGAGGAGCUCCGCUGGCCCUCUCCCCCCGCCAGUACCCCCAGCCCCUGGUCACAGCCAGCAGACCUGAUCGAGUGAGGAGUCCCAGCCUAGGCACACGGAGGCUGGUCCCUGACUCUCAAACUUAAGAACUCAAUCACUUGGAAACUCUACAACUUGGGAACUCUGGAACACAGGCUCACUAACAAGAGCCGAGCGGACCCAGAGUCAGGCAGGCAGGUCAUGGAGGGCUCAGGAGAGAGGCUGGUCCUCAAUGUGGGGGGCGUGCGCUAUGAGACAUACCACAGCACUCUGCGGGCCUUCCCUGGCACACGGCUCUACCAGCUGACGGAGCCCCCCAUGGGUGGCACCCUGGCCCGAGAGGUCUUCUUUGACCGCAGCCCCCACCUCUUUGGCUACAUACUGGGCUACUACCGAACACACCAGCUGCACUGCCCCCCAGACAUAUGCCGGGCAGUGCUAGAAGAAGAGCUGGCCUUCUGGGGGCUGGCGGAUGCCCCUUUGGCCCCCUGUUGUUGGCUGAAGCUCAGUGGUGGUGACGGAAGGGCUGAGGACUUCCACGCCUGGGAGGAGAGUGAGCUGGGUGAAGAACAAGGCCUGCUGGGACCCAUUGAGAGUCCCAACUCCACCAGGGCCCAGGGAACCUGGAAACCAUGGCUGUGGACUCUACUCAACCAGCCCUGCUCCUCCCUAGCAGGCAAGUGUGCUGCCCUCCUCUCCAUGCUUUUCCUCCUGGGUGUUCUGGUCAUCUUCUUCCAAGAAACCUCAGUGCAGCUGGACUACUUCACGUCCAACUUCCGGCCGCUGGAACCCUGGGAUGGUGAGAAGGAGGGUCUGCCCCCACCUCAGGCCCCAAGCCCAGGCCUAGUGUACCAGCGGGCCCCCCACCUUCUCUACUUGGAACUACUGUGUGUGCUGUGGUUCGGGGCCGAGCUGCUAGCUCGAAGCAUCUCUUGUCCCAACAAGGUCAAAUUCCUGCGCAGCCCCAUGACCCUGGUUGACCUGGCAUCCCUCUUCCCUGUGCUGGUGGAGCUGGCUGUGGGCCGGCGGGCUGAGCGCCACCCCCGCCUGUGCUUGGUGCUGGGGGCUCUGCGGGUACUCUAUGUGCUUAAGCUGGGCCGCCUCUUGGGGCUGGUGGAGAAGCCAUUGGCCCUGCGGGUGCUGGCUCACACACUGCGCUCCUCCUGGCGGGAGGCAGGCCUUCUGCUCCUACUCUGGGCUGGAGAGAUCUUGCUGUUCGGCUCCCUCUUCCUGUACGGGGAGCUUCUGGGCACCGGACAUGGCCAGGGCCAGAGUGAGGUGCACUUUGCUGACAUCCUCACCUGCUUCUGGUGGACGGUGAUCACCCUCACCACUGUGGGCUAUGGGGACAUCUACCCCAUGUCUGCCUUGGGUCAGGUCACAGCUGCCAUCACAGCCAUGGCAGGCAUGCUGACCAGUGUCCUUUUGGUGCCCAUCCUCCUGGUCCGCUUUCAGAGGUGCUAUGCUGUCGCUCUGGCCCGUCAGAAGCUGAGGCCCAGUGGGACCCUGUGAUGGGACAGGCCCCAGGCCCCUCGGGGAGGUGGGAUGGGACCCCAGGUGCCUGCCCUGACUAUCUCUGUACACCAGGGAAAGCCUAACAGGAAGGCCACCCGCCCUCCUGUCCCUGCCCACCCAACUCCAUGCCCAACAUCACCAGGUGAUCCCUUACCCUUCUCCUGCUUCAUAAAACAGUCUUACAGUUACAUCAUGGCCCAAGACAGUCAGGGUCAGGUUCAGGCCCACAGUGGCAUUGCUAGGGCUUUUUGGAGCGGUAGGUGGGUGUCAAUAGCUUGGAGUCACUUGCCCUCUGUCCCCACACCACCUCAUAGUCAUAGAUUGAGGGCAGGAAGAGAUCUUAGAGACCAUCGAGUCCACCCCCCUCAUUCUGCAGAUGAGAAAACUAAGACAGCCAGAGGUAAAGUGACUCACCCAGGGUCACCCAGCCCAUAUGUGCCAGAAGUAGAAUUCGAACCUGGGUCCUUCUGACUCCAAGUGCAUUACCCUAAGCUGCCUUCAUCUCCUGAAAAGGUAGGAAUGGAUAGUGGAUGGACCUUCAUGGCUCUAUGCCCCUUAGCCCCUUAUUCUCACCCCACCACCCAGGUCCUCAUCUAUAGAUGAGGAGAAGCUCAUCAACUACAUGGUCUUGGCGCUGGUGAUGGAAGAAUUGGAGAAGGUGCAAUUCCCCAACAUGGACACUAGGUGUCAGUGGUAACACUCUAAGGUGGUGGGGGGACUGGAGACAUUCACAGAGUAAGAUCAUAGGAUUUAGAGCUUGAAGGACCCUUAGAAAUGACCUAGUCUG